Fusarium pseudograminearum CS3096 is the source of this 219-nucleotide messenger RNA. RefSeq lists its product as uncharacterized. Bases 1 to 219 code for a protein of 72 amino acids. The transcript has 2 exons. NCBI's taxonomy places the organism in Eukaryota, Fungi, Ascomycota, Sordariomycetes, Hypocreales, Nectriaceae. The record is from RefSeq and is a predicted model, not a curated record.
AUGGUGCCCAAGAAAGAUAUCUCUCAGUCGUAUAACAAUAGCAUUGGAUUGUACUACGUCGAAUCUAGCCAGUCAGAAGUGGUUUCAGAGAAGGCAACCGAAGGCAACCUCGAUCCUAUCGAUGAAUACUUGACACCAAUUUCGGGUUUGAGGCCUACCCAUGGGUCACACGUUGCCAGCCACAUCACCGUCGCCAAUCAAAAGAUUGCCACCCCGUAG